Messenger RNA from Arachis duranensis, 1958 nucleotides. Its product is annotated as omega-6 fatty acid desaturase, endoplasmic reticulum isozyme 1. The record is from RefSeq and is a predicted model, not a curated record. Bases 560 to 1825 code for a protein of 421 amino acids. Lineage: Eukaryota; Viridiplantae; Streptophyta; Magnoliopsida; Fabales; Fabaceae. Gene Ontology annotation, biological process: lipid metabolic process. The transcript has 2 exons. Gene Ontology annotation, molecular function: oxidoreductase activity, acting on paired donors, with oxidation of a pair of donors resulting in the reduction of molecular oxygen to two molecules of water.
CUAUAUAAUUCAUGCAAAUUGCUCUAAAAAAUUGAACUCGUGUUGCUGGUUUCUUCUUGUGUCCAUUUCUAUAACAUCAACAUGCAUGCUUGGAUAACUUUUUAUUUUGAUCUUUUAUAAUAACCUUGAAUUUUUCUGAAUUUUGAAGCAAAGGGGUGAGGUUUUCUUCCAUGUUAUUUCUACUGGAUUUCAGAUUCUGCAUUAAACAAUAUCAAUGAGAAUGCUGACAAAUUUCUUUUAUCCUCAGACACACAGUUUUGUUAUCCCAGCUGGUUUCAUAGCCGUUCGUUUUUCAUUUUUCUUUUAUUUAUUUAUUUAUUCUUUGGAAUCUCUGAAGAUUCCCUUUUUUCAUUGAACUCCUUCUUGGAAAUGACACCUAUCAUUUAUAUCUUUACAUAUAAGACAUGAAAAUUGUCAUAUAGAAAUAGGAAUAUCUCUUAAACCAUAAGAUUAUUCUGUUGCAAAAUGUUUUCUUCUCCCCAUCACUUUUUCUUUUUAAUAUUUUUAUUUUCUGGCUCCAAGUCCAAGCAAUAAUUAAUGGGACCCUUUUUACUUUUUCAUGGAUAGUAAAUAUAUAAAUAAGGAAUGUAAUGUAAUACAAAAACAUUACAACUUCUCUUCUUGGAGUAUAGUUGCAUUUUUUUCAUCCAUAAUCUUUUCCUUGAGGAGCUUUAACAACACAACAAUGGGAGCUGGAGGGCGUGUCACUAAGAUUGAAGCUCAAAAGAAGCCUCUUUCAAGGGUUCCACAUUCAAACCCUCCAUUCAGUGUUGGCCAACUCAAGAAAGCAAUUCCACCACAUUGCUUUGAACGUUCUCUUUUCAUAUCAUUCUCCUAUGUUGUCUAUGAUCUCUUAGUGGCCUACUUACUCUUCUACAUUGCCACCACUUAUUUCCACAAGCUUCCAUACCCAUUUUCCUUCCUUGCUUGGCCAAUCUAUUGGGCCAUCCAAGGCUGCAUUCUCACUGGUGUUUGGGUGAUUGCUCAUGAGUGUGGCCACCAUGCCUUCAGCAAGUACCAACUUGUUGAUGACAUGGUUGGUUUGACCCUUCACUCUUGUCUAUUAGUUCCUUAUUUCUCAUGGAAAAUCAGCCACCGCCGCCACCACUCCAACACCGGUUCCCUCGACCGCGACGAAGUGUUUGUCCCAAAACCAAAAUCAAAGGUAUCAUGGUAUAACAAGUACAUGAACAAUCCACCAGGGAGGGCUAUCUCCCUCUUCAUCACACUCACACUAGGAUGGCCCUUGUACUUGGCCUUCAAUGUUUCUGGCAGACCCUAUGAUAGAUUUGCAAGCCACUAUGACCCUUAUGCUCCCAUAUACUCUAACAGGGAAAGGCUUCUAAUUUAUGUCUCAGAUUCAUCUGUCUUUGCUGUAACAUAUCUGCUAUAUCACAUAGCAACUCUGAAAGGUUUGGGUUGGGUGGUAUGUGUUUAUGGGGUGCCAUUGCUCAUUGUGAAUGGGUUUCUAGUUACCAUAACCUAUUUGCAGCACACACAUGCAUCAUUGCCUCACUAUGAUUCAUCCGAAUGGGACUGGUUAAGAGGAGCAUUGGCAACAGUGGACAGAGAUUAUGGGAUACUGAAUAAAGCAUUUCAUCAUAUAACUGAUACGCAUGUGGCUCAUCAUUUGUUCUCAACAAUGCCUCAUUACCAUGCAAUGGAAGCAACCAAUGCAAUAAAGCCAAUAUUGGGUGAUUACUACCAAUUUGAUGGCACCCCAUUUUACAAAGCAUUGUGGAGAGAAGCCAAAGAGUGCCUCUAUGUGGAGCCAGAUGAUGGAGCUUCUAAGAAGGGUGUUUAUUGGUACAAGAACAAGUUCUGAUGCAUAGUCAGAGUUGAAAACGUUUGUGUUAAAUUAGAAACUUAAGUACUUUAGUAACUUGUAAUGGUCAUCAACAAUAAUAAACAAUGUGUGUGUGGAUUUGCCAUGUAAUGUACUACUACUACUACUACUA